AUGAGUUUGUCCACUGAACAUAAUAGUGCUACUAAUAGUGAGCAAGAAAAUCAGCCAGAUAAAGUGAUACUUCUGCUUAAGGCUGCUGGAAAUGCUCCUGUAAUGAAAAAGAUGAAGUGGUCUGUAAGCAGGAAGCAGAAAAUCCAUUGGGUAGUGGAUUUUAUAAGGAAAUAUAUAUCAUGUGCUCCUUCUGAAUCUUUAUUUCUCUACGUAAAUCAGUGUUUCGCACCGGCCAUGGAUGCUGAGAUAGGUUCAUUGCGUGGGGAUGAAAAUAUAUUUUCUGUUUAUACUUAUACUUUAACUCACACUUUUAUUUCCUUUUUAGUUCAAUGCAGGCUCGGCAAUUACUUUAUUGAAUCUGUGAUUCAUUUGUAUUUAUACGAAAGAAAUGUUUACCCCCGUGCUUCUUUUACUGACUUUGUCGCUUUUGGCCUGCAUUUAAAGACCUGCGAUAAUCCCGAUGUAAAGAAGUACAUUUUCGACUGUAUUGAAUCCUUACGACCCCAGAUUUCGGAGAUAGAUGAAUUGCGUGUUGUAAUUAAAUCUAUUUCCACCGGUCCAUUUGAGUCGAAACCCAUUGAAUCACUUGUUUUACAGUUCAAUAAACUAAAUGAAGAGUUUAUCCGACAGGAUAUUUGUUUCUCGUUACUACAAGAAUAUUUUGCUACUAUAUUGAUUCGUUUGAAAAUUCUUGACUCUUUUCUGCAACCACUAGAGUUUGAGACGACUUGGGAACCAUGGGUACAUUUCUGUUCGUCUUCAUAUCAAAAUGAAAAUCCUACAAUGUCAUGGAGUUUGAUACCAAAUAACAAUACAAAUGUUACUAAUUCCGGUUCAGUUUAUCCUAUCAAAUCAUUCCAAACUGAAGAUAUUCAAAUGCAAGUGUUUUUACUUCAGUAUUGA
Molecule: messenger RNA, 903 nt
Organism: Schistosoma curassoni
Lineage: Eukaryota; Metazoa; Platyhelminthes; Trematoda; Strigeidida; Schistosomatidae
Source: the annotation of a GenBank genome assembly